Ziziphus jujuba (common jujube) is the source of this 1476-nucleotide messenger RNA. Its product is annotated as protein ENHANCED PSEUDOMONAS SUSCEPTIBILITY 1. The transcript has a single exon. Lineage: Eukaryota; Viridiplantae; Streptophyta; Magnoliopsida; Rosales; Rhamnaceae. Bases 1 to 1476 code for a protein of 491 amino acids. The record is from RefSeq and is a predicted model, not a curated record.
AUGGCCGUGGGUAACACUAGUAGUAUGGUUUCAGAGUGCUUCAUUCAUCAACCAAAACAUGAUUUGGAAGAACACUCCGACCGCCGCUUCCACCUAAACCCAUGGGAUUUGAUGUCCAGCGAUCCCCAACACUAUGUCCAAUAUGGUCUUCUCUUUGCCAAAAACGACGACGCAAAGGAGGAUGAAGAGGCCUAUUCCAUUGAAAAUCUAUUGCACAGGUUGAAGCAUUCUCUCUCCCUCGCCCUUAUCCAUUUCUACCCAUUUGCAGGUCGAGUUGUCAAAAAUAUUGAAAAUGCUGCUGACUCACACUCUUCUUCACGCUACUACUCCCUCUAUGUUGACUGCAAUAGUACCAACAACAACCGCUGUGGUGCCAAAUUCAUAUAUGCCAUCUCCAACGCAGCAGUGUCUGAUCUUGUAUCACCUAACGCUGACGUGCCGGCUUCGCUGCUGCAAUCCUUUUUCCACGACGACCGAGCUCUCGACUACAACGACCCAAACAAGAGUUUGCUUACCAUUACGGUAACCAAGCUGGCAGAUGAUGGUGUGUUCAUGGGCUUCUGCUGUCACCACUGCGUUGCUGAUGGAACCUCUCUCUGGCAUUUCAUCAAUAUGUGGUCUGAGAUCUUUCAAACUAAUACUAGUGGUACCAGUGAUGUUUUCAAUACAAUUUCUCGCCCACCAAUUCUUGAUCGUUGGUUUCCUGAUGGUCACGGUCCAAUUAUAAACCUUCCUCUCUCUUGUGAUCAUACUGUUACUAACAUUGAAGAAGGAGCUCCUCCAGAAUGCAGAGCCAGAAUCUUUCGCUUGUCGUCCCAGAAAAUAGCAGAGCUCAAAGCUAAAGCCAUUGCAGAGUGCAUUAACAAUAAUGAUGGUAUUGAUAUAAGUACCAACAACAACUACACCAGAAUCUCUUCAUUCCAGGCGGUGGCUGCAUUUAUGUGGAGGUCCAUAACUAAAGCACGGCGAUUAGCCGAUGAUGAGUUAUCCAUUUUCAUAUUCCCUAUAAACUGCAGAGCAAAACUGGACCCACCAUUGUCGCCAAACUAUUUUGGGAACUCAGUGGGUGCGGUGAAAGGAGCAAGCAAGGUGGGUGAGCUGGUUGAAAAUGGAGUGGGUUGGGCAGCCUGGCAGAUGAACCAGGCUCUGGUUAACUACGGUGACAAGGAAGUGCGUGGGUCGAUCGAUGAAUGGUUGGAGAAUCGUUGGGUUGUAACUGAAAACAAUCGGACUGGUCAUCCAGGGAUGGUGAUAAUAAAUGAUUAUACCAAAUUUGACAUAUUCGGCAAUGAAUUUGGAUUGCUGGGGAGACCAGAGGCAUUUUUGUUUGGUAAUAGAAAGCUGAUGAGAGAUGGAAGUGUUUGUUGCUGCUCGUUGGGUGGCAAAGAUGGAGGCUUUGCUCUUGAGGUUUGGCUUCUGCCUCACACCAUGUCCAAUCUUCUAUCUGACAAACACUUCAUGGAAAUGGUCUCUUGA